Pollicipes pollicipes is the source of this 1206-nucleotide messenger RNA. RefSeq lists its product as uncharacterized. Gene Ontology annotation, cellular component: cytoplasm; nucleus. Gene Ontology annotation, molecular function: RNA polymerase core enzyme binding; RNA polymerase II CTD heptapeptide repeat phosphatase activity. Bases 6 to 680 code for a protein of 224 amino acids. NCBI's taxonomy places the organism in Eukaryota, Metazoa, Arthropoda, Thecostraca, Pollicipedomorpha, Pollicipedidae. The record is from RefSeq and is a predicted model, not a curated record. The transcript is spliced from 3 exons.
ACUGGAUGGCGGCGCGGACGGUACCUGAGCCGCCCGCGCCGCCCGCGCCGUCGAGCACCGCCCACCCGGAGCUCGGACAGUCCGUCCCACCGUGCGCCGAGGCCACGCACACUGUGGCUGAGACGUGCGCACGGGACGACUCGGCCGGCGGCGGCCCGUCCGAGGUCGCCGCGCCGAUCCUCACGCGGCAGGAGGCGGAGGCGCGCAACCAGGCGCUGCUGGCCUACCUGCAGGGACAGACGGGCGCGCCGCGGAAGGAGGCGGUGCAGCAGCCGGCGCAGGGACAGUCGCCGUACGAGCCACCGCUGGUCGAGUCGCAAGACAGAGUCCGCCGGCGGUUGGUCAACGAUCACCUCGGCCGAGCCAUGGCGCGUCUGCUGCCGCCGCUCGGCCUGGUCUGGACGGACGUGACGUCACCGCUGCGCCAGCUGAUCGCCGGCUUCCAUCUGACGGCGCAGAACGUGACGCUUGGGCCGCACCAGUGGACGCUGGCGGCGCUGGUCCUGCUCAGAUAUCUGCUGCGCCGCAGGCCGGAACUGGACGCCCUUGCCCGGGACGCGGACGGGGCCUUCGCUUCGGCGCUGCGACCGUUCCAGCUGACACGUACUCGGCUGGAUAAGCUGGUGAACCGACUGGAGGCGGCUGUGGCUGUCCCGGUGCCCUGCGACUCAGCCCGAUGAUGGGGUUCUAUUGUGACAGAAGUAAAUAUAUUUUUUCGUGAGAUUAGCUUGUUUUGGGGAUUUGUGCGUCGGAUUCUUCUUUGCAUCGUACCGAGACGUAUGAAUUUUCAUUUGAACUGACAGCGAGUUGGACCAGCUGCCUGUCUUUCGGACGGUCGUAGCGACGUGGCGUUUGAUCUCAGGCUUUGGCGACGUUGAAACGCGUGUUAUUCUGGGGAUCUGGUGCCUCUGCUAGCCUGGAGGUGUGCGAAAGGCAUGAAACGUGGCGCGAACACUUGCUAUCCGUGUUUUGGAGGGAGGAUUGCACAAGUAUUUCUCUGUAUAUUUGCUCUUAUUUGCUCUCUGUAUACCCAGCGUUCGGAGCUGUGCAACGGGAUAUUCCGAAGCGUUACCGUUGUUGACGUUGUCCAGCAGAGGCAUCACUGUAACAGUUUGUAUGCUGUGCGCCUGUCCUGCCUGCUAUUUAACGUUGGAGUAAGGCAUGAUAUCGCUGGUACCUUCCGCACAAUAAAGCACGGAUUAGCCA